Messenger RNA from Gadus morhua (Atlantic cod), 7753 nucleotides. It is a transcript of the gene unkl, whose product is annotated as unk like zinc finger. The transcript has 15 exons. Gene Ontology annotation, molecular function: metal ion binding. Lineage: Eukaryota; Metazoa; Chordata; Actinopteri; Gadiformes; Gadidae. Bases 35 to 2269 code for a protein of 744 amino acids. The record is from RefSeq and is a predicted model, not a curated record.
GACGCGCAUGCGUAUUGGAUUGUUUUGACUGAAAAUGCCGUCGGUUUCGAAAACGGCGGCCAAUGCUUCUCCGCAAACCGAGAAGCCUACUCACUAUACUUAUUUGAAGGAAUUCAGAACAGAACAGUGCCCGUUGUUCCUCCAGCACAAGUGCACGCAACAUAGACCCUUUACCUGUUUUCAUUGGCAUUUUCUUAAUCAGCGGCGAAGACGGCCCAUACGAAGAAGAGAUGGGACUUUUAACUACAGUCCCGAUGUUUAUUGCACAAAAUAUGACGAGACAACAGGCAUAUGUCCCGAUGGAGACGAUUGUCCGUACUUACACCGCACCACUGGUGACACAGAGCGCAAGUACCACCUCCGCUACUACAAGACGGGGACGUGUAUACACGAGACGGACGCCCGUGGGCACUGUGUAAAGAAUGGUCUGCACUGUGCGUUUGCUCAUGGGCCCCACGACCUCCGACCCCCGGUCUAUGAUAUCAGAGAGCUUCAAGCACAAGAGGCGCUCCAGAAUGGGCAGCUUGGGUCGGGCGAAGGUAUCCCAGACCUCCAGCCUGGUGUCCUGGCAAGCCAGGCCAUGAUAGAGAAGACUCUAACGGAAGACCCCCGAUGGCACGAUACCAAUUUUGUAUUAGCAAACUACAAAACGGAGCAAUGCACCAAGCCCCCCAGGCUAUGCAGGCAGGGCUACGCCUGCCCGCACUAUCACAACAGCAGAGACCGGAGAAGGAACCCCCGCAAAUACAAGUACAGGUCGACUCCCUGUCCCAAUGUGAAGCAUGGGGAUGAGUGGGGCGAGCCCUCCAAGUGUGACAGUGGAGAUGGCUGCCAGUAUUGUCACUCCCGCACAGAGCAGCAGUUUCACCCAGAGAUCUACAAAUCCACUAAAUGCAACGACAUGAGGCAGACUGGCUACUGUCCAAGAGGACCAUUCUGUGCUUUUGCUCACGUGGAACGGAUCCCCUCCGCAGAGGAGACGAUGAGCUCCCUGCUGAGCGCCAUACAGUCCGGCUCCCAGUCCCAGCAGUAUUCCGAGUGUCCAAUCAGUGAGUGGAACAGCGGAGGCAGCUCCUCCACUCCUGCAGGCAGCAGCAACGGCCAGAUAAAGAAUGAGGGACAUGGAGAUCAAAAGCUGAAUGACUCAGACAAGCAGCAGAACGCCGUGUUCUCCGCAGGGAACCCCUUAACGUGCAGCGUCACCUCCAGCGUCACAUCGAGCCUGGCUUCCAGCAUCGGCUCCGACAGCUCCUCGCCCACCACCCUGUCCACCAUGAACGUCAAGGCCACCCCCUUCUACCCAGGGAGCAACACGGUCGAGUCCGUCAUUGGCUCGGCUCUAGAUAUUAACUUCAGUGACAUCAACGUUGCGUCUCUUGAACAAGAUCUGGAGGAGCAAGAGGACCAAGUGGGGUUUGCAAGUCAAAGGUUGCUCGCCGGAUCGGCCCCGGUUAACAUCCCGGGCUCCCUGGGCCGCUCCUCCUCCUUUAACUCCUCGUCAUCGCUCUCCACCUCGCCCAUGAGCUCCCUGUCCCAGUCCCUCUCCCAGUCCCUGCUCGGGGGGGUGGUCUCCCAGACCCCCCAUCAGCCCUCGUCCAUGUUGGCCAAGCAGGAGCACGGCCUCCUGGGAACCCCCACCUCCUCGUCCCAGAACUCCCUAGGUUUGAACGGAGCCGCCAGCAGCAUCUGGGACUUUGUGAGCGGCAACUUCUCUCCCAGCCCGUCGCCGGUGUUCAGCAGCCUGACCUCGGGGUGCAGCGGCGGCGGGGGGGACCUGGCCCGCCUCUUCAGAGAGCUGGACGAGGCCAAGAGGAAGCUGAAGCAGUGGGAGGAAGCGUGGCACCAGGUCAAGCAGGCGUGCGAGGCGUGCCAGAAAGACGCGCUGGAGGCGAAGGAGCGCGUGAAGUCGGCGGAGGCGGAGCGCCAGCUAGCGGAGCAGAGGUGGGAGGAGACGGAGCGCAGGCUGAAGGAGACCCAGGGGGACUUUGACGCUCUCUGCCGCGGCCCCGGUACGCCCCUCCUGCGUGGUCACGGGGACCUGGACCAGCUGCCCCUGUCCAAGCUCCACUCCAUCCAGAGCCAGCUGCGCAAGGACCUGGAGCUACUAGACGGGGUAAUAUAUCAGCUACAGUCAAAGAAAUGUAUAGUUUGCCAAAAGCAUGAUCGUUGCAUUGUACUGCAACCGUGCCAACAUUAUGUACUUUGUGAGAACUGUGCGCCUAGUAAAACAGAAUGUCCUUACUGUAGAACAAAGAUUUUAAAGUGGUGAUGUACAAUUAUACAAGGGUACUAUUUAUAGAACUAGCUUUUAGUAAAGAUAUAAAAAAAACGGAUUCACAUUAUGCUUAGAAUUUUCUAAAAUUGAUAUUUGUGUUUUGAUAGUAACUUGAUACACAUAUGAUUAAUGAUGUUUGACUGGUCAAAUAACUAUUACAAAUUGGGUAGUUCAAGUUUUUUGGGAAAUAGUUCUUUCACAUGAUGGAAGUCCAAUCACCCUUGCAUGCAAUUAUACAAACACACAAAAUGUAUUCAUAUAUUAGUACUUUGAGGGAUAAUGGUCGACCAAGUUAAUCAUUUUCAACAGUAUUUAUUCAUAUUGGCAACCAAAGUUAGCCCCAACCCAAGUAUCUUGGAGACAAAACAAUAUUGUGUCAUAGCUGGGCAAUAAUUUGAUUAGAGAUGGUCCACCAUCAUAUACUGCUCUAGAUUGAUUUACAGACAAUGUUCCUAAAACUGAAAAAAACAACUAACAAAAAUAAUGUUUUUAAACAAGCCUACCAAAGACAUCCUUUUAGCUACUUUCAUGAUAAAGUUUAGUAGCACACUGUUUUGUCUCAUCCCCUGGGGUGAUGUCUUCAAAGUAUUUGAAUCAUUUUAUCUAACUAAUGCUGCCAUAGUUUUUUCGCAUAUCACAAAUUGAAUCUUUUGAACCACAUCGACUACAAAAUAUAACUUUUCUAGACCCACUCAAAUUGAUUUCUAUAAUAAUUGAUAUGAUAUAUUAUCAAUUGUCUGGAUGAUAUAACAGAGUAGAUGGAGCAUGAUUUAACAAAGUGUUUAUUAACUAAAAGGCCUAUUAUAUAAGUCGUUUGAGGGAUUCUUCCUGAAGCCACCGACCUCAGGAUGAAGCACACAGUGAAAGUAUUGUUGGUAUUUAGUUUCAGGAGUGUUGCUCUCUCUGGUUGGCUAUCUCUGUUAAGGGGACCAAAACUAAAUGUGCAUUCAGCACAAAAAUUUAAAAAAGAAAAAAAAAAAAACAGCACCCUUAUUCACUACAUGCGGUACAAUACUCAUAAGUUGUUAAGAUUUACUGAUGUAGAAAUUGUGUCUUUUAUAUCAUCUUAAUGAAAUAUAGAAAAUUACAAAUGUAGCCUUUUUUCAGUUCCCCUUAGUCAAUUACUUUUUCAAGCCCACAUAUUUAGUAGCAAUCAUUUGUAGUAUGUGUAUACUAUACCCAGUCAAGCAUCAUUAUUUUGACCAACUUUCCAGAAGUUAUUUUUCUUUGUCGGCCUGGGAUGUAUAGACAUUUGCUUUAAGCUGCAUUGUAGGUUUAUAUUUUUCUUAAAUAAGCAAAUUUCUCGUUUUGUGCAAACUGUGAAACAUAAUGAUAUAGGUUUCCUUUUUAAGAUCAUGGUAUGUUCUCUCUCUCUCUCUCUCUCUCUCUCUCUCUCUCUCUCUCUCUCUCUCUCUCUCUCUCUCUCUCUCUCUCUCUCUCUCUCUCUCUCUCUCUCUCUCUCUCUCUCUCUCUCUCUCUCUCUCUCUCUCUCUCUCAUAUUAAAAAAAUAAUCUGUUAGAGGAGUUCAUAUUAGUUCCUAUUUUAAUCGGUAAAUGAAUACAAUUUCAAUCAAAUAAGUGCACAUUUAAAAUGCAAUUUUUAAGGCAUAACCAGCAGCUGUGAUCUCAGCAAGGCAGUUAUUCAAUCGGUCCUUUUUAACUCACGUAGAGGUAUAACCCUAUGUAUAGCCCUAGCUAUUAGAAUUGCGUGUCAUCAAAUGCCGGUUAUUGUGAAUCUCGUAGAUCGCCUACUGAUUGUGUCUAGGACAUAUCGGCCUCUCACUCUUUUAAGUGCCUUGCCUUUUAGAUUCCAAGCUCACGUCCAAGCAGUCAACGUGGUAGUCGGCUCUCAUGCGCGGGUGCGAAACAUGUCUCUUUUUUAACGGCAGAAGAGAUCGUGUGCCCCUGCGUUACAGAGGAACGAUCCUCACUCAACUAAGUAUAUCUGUCGAUUUAUAAUAGUACAGAUUUAGUCAGCGCCCGUGGUCCGACUUCUACCCCUUUGAUAUGCACCACACACAAACCUGUGUGGAGCUCGAUUGGUGCAGCUUCACCAUCAGUCUGCUAUGAAAACGUUUUUCAAGUAAACAUUUGGAAGUAUGCAAACACGUAAUAGGGACAAGACUAUUUUGAACAGUUAAGUGAUAUCUUUUUUGUCAGUGAAUGAAGAAUUCUGUGGUUAAAACUUGCUCGUUGCGUUAAUAAUUACGACCGUGUAUUGUGCUUUGGUUACUCUAAUUGAAACGACCUUCUACUGUGUAAAAAAAACUAAACGACAACAACUGCAUUUUCUUGCUUUAAGUUUGAUAGAAGAAAAUAACAAACAUGCCAUCUCCAGGUACACCGUUUGCUGUUUGCAAGGGUGGGAAAAUGAUUUGUUUACAUUCAAAAGGAUGGAAAUCAAUUGGCUCACGGGAGGGCAACCCUCAUUAAAGUUUAUGGUUAUUUUGUUUUUGUGUUGAUAUUAUAGCAUAUGAUCUAUUGCAUGUUAUAUUAUGCGAUUUCUUAACCAGCUUAAAAAAAAAGGACAAAAAAAAUCGGUUUGCACUGUCACACUGCCAGAAUAUUUGUAAUGAAUCAGUUCUAGUGUACUAAAGGCUUAUUAACGUCACUUCUGCAAGCUUUGCUGCAACUAGAAACGGUAUUAUCGUAGUUUAUUGUAAUACAUUUUAGGUGUUUGAAUGUUGUGCAUAAAAAACUUGGAUAAAACGAAACAAAACUUUUCUAAACUAUGUUCUUUUUCAUCAGACUUGGCAAAUCUUAUGCUCGGUAUGUCUUUCUAAAUAGGCUGUCAUCCUUUGAUCAACUUAAAUCACUGCAAUUGACUUGCAGGUCUGCACUUAUGUAAUUAGCUAAAAGAAUGUUCAAAUCGUAUUCUCUUUGUAUUAUACCCUUCCGACAGACUGCAGCAUACGCAGUGCUAUCGGUCCACUUUUACAAGGGUAUGAUAAGCUAUUCUGUUUGGGCGUUUUCAGACAUCCAAGUUCAGGAUGUCUAGAAUAGAUAAAAAAAAGCAAAAAAUAAGAUUUAACCAAAGUGGUUGUAUGUAUUUUUGGGACAUUUGACCCUAAAAAUAGAAUGCAAAUGUCAUGUUUAUAUUAUCGCAGUGUUCAGUCCAAAAGUCUUGUCCACGUCUAGAAAUGUACUGUAGACCAAGGCUCUCGUAUUAAUUUCCUAAAGUAAGUUUCCAUUUGUUGACACAUACAUUUAUGUAACGCAGCUAAAGUACUUUGCUAAGGUACUUUACCAAAGUACUAAGUUAGGAAUAACUUUAUAUAAUGUCCAAACAAUGGUAGAUUUUACUCAUUUCAAAUUCAUGGUCAAUUUAUUUCCACGCGUCUAUUAUAAAUUGAAUUAUUAUAAAUUCUAUUUCAGGGUACAUUUUUCCUUUUGCGUUUGUCAAUUGAUACCACACACUAUUCUCUUAGUGAGCAAAUAAGAGGUUGAACUAGCUUUUCUUACAAUAUUAAGGAUUUUAUAGUUGUACCAAAGACCUCUGCUGUUAUUUAUUUUGAAUUACACUACGAUAUUUGAUAUUACGCCUUCGAUAUUCAUCUUUUUUUUUUCAGAAUAAAAAUGAAAUAACAAUUUGAUUAUCACCUAGUACCUUAAAUAGAUUCUCAGAAUGAUUUCCCAUAUCCAUUUAGUCUCUAGGGAUAAAGAAAUAUAAAAUAAAUGGGUCAAAUUCUAACAAAGUAUCUGUAUUUGUAUAUUAAAUUUUCUGUGACGUAUAUUCUGGUGUUGCUGACAAAUGUGACAUUGUCUGUUUGCCCGUUGUACCUUAAGCUAACGUACAUUUUUGAACAGUUCUACAUGGAAGGAUUGUCAGGUGAAUGAUGUGUUUAAGUUCUUGAGAGGCCAUAGAAUUUGUUCUUUUACUUUUCUGGACUAUCAAUGGUUGUGUGCUGUAUGCUUCUACAGUAAAUCUACAAUGCCUGUCAGGUGCUUUUCUUUUGACUGUUUUUCUUCUUGUUUAAGCUUUUUGUGAUCAUGGCUAGAAAAUCAUUCUGUUUUACUCUAAUCAAUAUAUUCCUUUAAUAAUGGUGACCAGCAUCAAUGGCAAAUACAGACAUAUUUAAAGAAAUCUUGACUUAUGUUACCUGCCCUAAAAAAAAUUCUAUUUCUAAAGAGAUUUUACGAUUAUUUGCUCUGUGAACGUACAGCUUACAUUUAAAAAUGUUCCUUAAAUUUGAUUUAAAUGUAUCCCGAUACUGGACAAAUUGAACUUCUACACCUGUGCCUUUAAUUCAAUUACAAUGAUCUCAAUUGGAAUCAAGGAUAUUUUGUGCCGAGAUUGUGUUUUGAUAACAAGUUGAAUAGAAAAAUACAAGACUUAAUUUUGAUCAAUAUUUCAGUGCCUUAGGACAUUUUGUAGACCUUUUAAAUUAUCUGCUCUUUAACUGAAGGUCCUAAUAAAAGGCUUCUUUGGCUUUGGACAAUUAGAUUAAACUACUUACAAAAUAACCAACGCAUGACACAAGGGUGUCCAAUAUUGUCCAAGGGGGUCCCGCUGUCUGUAUUUGCCAUAAUAUUACAUUGCAGUAAUACCUAAUUUUAUAUUAUUACGACAUCAGUUCUCCAUAAAAAUGCCCAGUUGAUGUAUAAUCAACAUCAGUUGUGGAAUAGUUGCAUUACUGUUAGUUGUUUUGUGAUGUCUUUUUUUUGUUCAAAAAAUAAUAAUUGAGCCUGAAGAUUUAUGCAAUGUUGUACCGGUGCAUACCCUGAGUACAUGUAUACGAGUUAGGCAGUUGGAAUUUAAUAAUUUGAAAGAAAAAUAGCACAAGUUUUGUCAAUAUUGAGGGACAACUUGUUCCAUAUGCCACAAAUAUUUUAAAGUAGGAAUGUUACUUUUAACUUUGAAGCCCGGAAAUAUUGAAUGUAUUCUUGAUUUUAAAUAUACCAUGGAUGGGUCACUGGAGAACAGUUGAAUCAUUAAGAUGUAGCAUCUAGUUGUAAAUCGCUAUCCAUUCAUAUGUACACAAACUAGAACAUGCAAAAUUUCUGAAGUUUCUGUAUGUAUCAGUGUAUCGAAAUGGUAGAGAAAGAAAUGUGAUGUUUCUCAGGGUAAAACAAUGAUUUGAUGGAGAGCCAAUGUUUUUAAUCUGAGGAAACGGCAUUUCACAGAUUUAUUUACCUUGAUGUCGGUUGGUUUAAUACAUUUAUUUAUAAAUGGAACAUGUCCCUUAUUUUGUGGCAAGCUGUUGAUAUGUAGGACACUAUUCUGAUAAUCCCAGAAAAAGAAAUAUUUGUUUGUAUACUGAUAUUGUGUAAUGAACACAAGACAUUACCUGCAAGUCUAUUAUAAUGCUAGUCUUUUUUUUUUCUAAAUUAAGAUUUGUGUACUGCAUAAUAUUUUCUUUAGUGUUUUACUAGUUUGUUAACUGUUGUUUAAAUGUUUCACUACGGUUAUGCAAUGGUUUACAGAUUUCACAUUUAUUUUUAUCAUCUUGCAAAUAAAAAUGAUUUUUUUCAUCUGAAA